AUGGCCGCCGCAUCGUCAGCAGUUGCGCCCGUCGAGGACGCCGCCACCUCGUACACUGGUGAGUACCUGUCCCUCGGUGACAGCCUGAGCUGUGGCCGUUGCCACCAGGCCACCACGCUCACCACAUCUCAGAUGGCCCCUGAGGUCUUCUUCAUUGUCUGCUAUCGAUCCAAUCCACCACCGGCUGCACUCAUCCGUGAGCACACCUUCCAGCCGGCCGUGCUCCGAGGCUUCUGCCGUCACCGUGUCCUCAACCAGGACUACCCCGCCAUCGUGGCCGACAGCAGCAGCUCAGUGCGUGGUAUGCUGGUAGCCGGGCUCACUGCGGCCAACAUCCACCAUCUCGACGUUUUUGAGGGCAGCGAGUACGACCGCGUGUCCGUGCAGGUUCAGGUCGACGGCCAGGAUGCACCCGUAACCGCCCAGGUCUACGUCUUCAAGAACGCUGCCCGCCUCGAGCGGCGCGAAUGGGACUUUGACGAGUUCCGUCGCGAAAAGAUGCACUCUUGGACCCGGGCUGACUACACCUUUACCGGAGAGUGA
This is a messenger RNA of Grosmannia clavigera kw1407, 543 nucleotides long. Its product is annotated as disease resistance protein. The record is from RefSeq and is a predicted model, not a curated record. Lineage: Eukaryota; Fungi; Ascomycota; Sordariomycetes; Ophiostomatales; Ophiostomataceae. The transcript is spliced from 2 exons. The coding region runs from base 1 to 543 and encodes 180 amino acids.